Caenorhabditis angaria is the source of this 2855-nucleotide messenger RNA. NCBI's taxonomy places the organism in Eukaryota, Metazoa, Nematoda, Chromadorea, Rhabditida, Rhabditidae. The record is from the annotation of a GenBank genome assembly.
AUGGAAAGUCAAGAAGUUGUUGAAGAAGAAGUGACAGUUGUUGAAGGCGAAGAAGUUGUAUUUGAAGAAGAUGCGUCGAAUUUACCAUUUCAAUAUGACGGAGUUUUCAAUUUGAGUCAGGAACGAAGUUUGUUGUAUGAUGUAAGUUUUUAUUAAAAUUUUAUCAAAUAUAUUUAUAUUUAUCAAAUACAAAUUCCAGUUAUAUCAACCGGAAGAGACUCAAAAUGGAACAUUUGUUUGUAAAAUUUGUCUGCGAACUGGAAAAGAAAUGGAGUUCACUGAAAGAAAUUCGUUCGUUGCUCAUCGUUACAAAUGUCAUGGAUCAUAUAAUGUAAACUGAUUUUUCUUUCUGGUCACAGUGAAAACUGAGAUUUUUCUCUUUCAGAACACCGUAUUAUGCCCAGUUGAAAACUGCAGAGAAGUAUUCGCAUCGCUUACAACAUUGAGAAAACAUAUGUGUCAUUCGCACGCUCUUCCGAUGGAAGUUCAUCAACAAGCAUUUGCGAAUAUUGGAGAAUUCGAGAGAUGGAGACAUCUUUUAGAAUCAUCAUCUGGUUGUCGAUUUAUGAUGCAUACAAAACAACCAAAACUUCGAAGACAAGUUAUGCAUUGCUCGAAAAGUGAACAUAAAUUAGUUCUGCAAACUAAUAAGUAAGGUUUUUCAAUUUAAAAAAAUCUAUAUUAAAUUUUUCCAGACAUCGUCUUCCUCGUCUUCGAAUGCUUAAAGAAGGUUCCUGCUGCCCUGCACAUAUCUCCUUCCGAAUUGAUGCAAAAUCCGGCGAAGUUCAUUGUUUCGCCCAAUUAUAUCAUAUCGGCCACGCUCCAACUGCUGAUGAUCCUUGUUCUUCAUCUUUUUAUAGUUUGGAGUCUUUGAGACCAACUGAAGUGCAUUUCCCGCCAAAACAACGUUAUUAUGGAGAAAAAGCGAUGCAAUAUUUGCAAAUUGAUUUGUAUGAUAUGUGCACUGCUAUUUAUAAUUCAUCAGUUUAUGAGACAGUUUUAUUGAUAACCGAUUUGAAAAGUGGAUAUUUGUGGGCUCGCGCUCUAACUGAUUGCUCUCGAAGUGUUAUCACACGAAUUCUCACCUCGAUUUUCACCGAAUUCGGAGUUCCAGAUGGUUAUUCCACGUGCUAUUCACCAACUUAUAUUCGUGAUUCAAUGAAAUCAAUCGAAAUGAUUUUUGAUUCGGAAAUUCGAGAAGUUUGGAAUGAGCCACCGCCAUAUGAAGAAUUCGAACAAUGGUUGAUGAAUGUGUCAAAUGAAGAGCUCGGAAGCACAAAUCGAUGGGUUGAACAACUUCAAUUUCUAGCCAUGGAAUAUAAUCAAAGAGCACCGCAAGGUUGUGUUUCACCAUUUGAGAGAAUGUUUGGGAGAAAACCAACGCGAAUUUAUCCGGAUUUUGAGGAUGAAGAAGAAGAGAGUACUGGAGAUGUUAUUGGGAGGAAUAAGGAGAGAUAUUAUAGAAAAACUAGACCUUCUGAGUUAGAACAAGAAUUGGAAGCGAUUCCAAUCGGAUAUCAAGCUGGUGAAAAAGUUUAUGUAAGUAUUAUUUACAAACGAAAAUUAUUUUUUGGAAAACAAAUCUUGCAGUUACGCCGAGUUAUGCGAAAACCAGGUCGUGGAAUGAACAGCCCAUAUAUUUAUGGAUUUAUUGCCGAAGUCGACCCCUCAACUCCUCAUUUUCCAUACAAAGUACACUAUUCUAGCACUGAUAAUCCAUGGCCAAGUGAAGGUAAUUCAGCAUUUUGCUAUUCUGAUUUCAAAUUCAAAUUCCAGCCAAUAUUUAUGCUUGGAUGUGUACAAAUGAUAUUCUUCCAACCACCCAUAAAGUAAGAGAUGUAAAUGAAAGAGGUAUGGUUCUCUUCCUCUUCUUCAUUCAAAAAAAAUAUAUAUUUGUAGAUCGAAAACAUUCGAUUGAGAAGUUGUUCUGUUCGUGCAGUGGAUCUGAUUCGAUAAAAUACGACUUCACAUCGCAAAAUCAAAGUUGGAAACAGUUUUCGAAUUGUCCGCUUUAUCGCAAUAUCAUUUGCUCGAACAAUAUGUCACUAUUUUGCUGUAAAUUGGAAGGCGAACUCAUUUGUCCUUAUCACAAUUUUUAUCCGCUCAAUGAUGAUUCUUAUGUUGUAAGUUAGGGUAACUUAGUUACCCCCCAAUUUUUGGAAUUUCUUCUGUUUUAAAUACUGUUUUUUUUUCACAGAAACUUGAAUUGUCCUUGGUCACUUAUAACAAAUAUAUAAAGGAGCAAGAACAUGACGAGAGAAGGAAGAAACAAUCGAAUAUGCUGGAAAAUGUGUCAUUUGAAUAUAACAAGAGCUAUCCAGCAAUCAAGAAAUCAUCGAGAAAUGAAUCUGGAGAACCUGCUCAUAAAAUUUCCAAGGUAAUAUUUAAAAUUCGUUUUUUUUGAGUUCUAAAUUUAAAAAUCCUCGGAAUCUAUCACAGAAUUUUUUUUAAUUUUGUUUUUGGAAAAAAAUGUUGCCUUGUAAUUUUAGGUUCUGAAUUUGAUAUUCUUGAGAAAUUAUUCAGUCCUGUUUAAAUUUCAUUGAAUUUCCACAUUUUUUGAGAAAAAGAUGCUUAUCAGAGCUCAUAAAAUGGAAUUUACGAUUGUCAUCAUCAUCAUAAAACAAGAGAAUUGUUUUCAGAUUGAGACGAAAACACCCGCCGCUGUUCCUGUUCCUGUCUCCCCGCCACAACAAAUUCAACAAGAAUUGGUGAUUGAAGAACAAGAACCGGAGCAGCCCGAGCUGAGAGUUGAAUCUGAAGAAGCUCCUCAGGCUGAAAAAGAAUCUGAAUCGGAAAAGCGAAGACAAUCGAGUCGAAAAAAGACACCGAAAAUUUUUGAUGAUUAUGUUGCCUAA